This is a messenger RNA of Hibiscus syriacus, 2848 nucleotides long. Its product is annotated as histone-lysine N-methyltransferase family member SUVH9-like. The transcript has 2 exons. Gene Ontology annotation, molecular function: zinc ion binding; histone methyltransferase activity; protein binding. Bases 129 to 2207 code for a protein of 692 amino acids. Gene Ontology annotation, cellular component: nucleus. The record is from RefSeq and is a predicted model, not a curated record. Lineage: Eukaryota; Viridiplantae; Streptophyta; Magnoliopsida; Malvales; Malvaceae.
CAAACGAAAAGAAAAUGUCUUGAUUGGCUCACCCGGCCUCCCAUAUUCCGCCAUGGGAGCACCUGAGAACCACCAACUAAAUCCAUUCAGACUUUAACGACCCUUUUAUAAGCUCAACUAACUACCAAAUGGGUUCUCUUCUGCCUUUCCAAGACCUCAAUCUCUGCCUAGAACCACCGCAAACCGCCACCAUCCCAACCCCCUCCGCCGUGAGCUCCUCCACCACCACCACCACAACCACCUUCAAUUUCUUAACUCCUAAGAUUGAGCCUAAACAAGAACCUUUCGACGAACCAACACCAACCCAGAUUAUUCACCAACAAGAAAACUUCCUCUUUCCCGUUUCCAAUUCUACCCCUGAUUUCAUUCCUGAUCCCGAAACUACCCCUCCGUCCAACGUCUCCUUCUCUUCCGAUGACCAAAACGCCCUUUACUCCGAAUACUUCCGUAUCUCCGAGCUCUUCCGCUCUGCUUUCGCCGAAAGGUUGCAAAAAUACGGCGACGUUGAGGUGCUUGACCCGGAUUCUCGGGCCAUCGUAUGCGUACCCGAACAAUCUCAACUAACCCCCGAAACCAGCCCAACCGACAGCUCCGACCCCGAACGAGCUUUAUCCGUCGUCGUUUCACGUAAGAAGGCCUGGAGAUCCAAUGAGCUGGUUCGGGUUACAAAUUUAGGAUUUGAAGAUCAGAGGCAUUUCCGGGAACUCUUCCGAAGAACCCGAAUGAUAUACGAUGCCCUCCGCAUCUUAGUCUUUUCGGAGGAAGAGAAGAGAACAGGACGGGGACACGGUCGACGGGCUCGCGGCGAUUUGAGGGCGGCUGCGGUCAUGAGGGAUCGGGAACUGUGGUUAAAUCGAGAUAAAAGAAUAGUGGGUGCACUCCCGGGUAUUGAAAUUGGUGACGUAUUCUUCUUCAGAAUGGAGCUUUGUGUGGUGGGUUUACAUGGACAAGUUCAAGCUGGGAUUGAUACCUUGCCUGCGAGCCAAAGCACGAGUGGAGAGCCAAUCGCCACCAGCAUUAUUAUUUCCGGCGGGUACGAGGAUGAUGAAGAUUCCGGCGACUCAAUAAUCUAUACCGGUCAAGGUGGACAAGAUAAGUUGGGGAGGCAAUGUAUGCAUCAGAAGCUUGAAGCAGGGAAUUUGGCACUAGAAAGGAGUAUGCAUUAUGGGAUUGAGGUAAGAGUGAUUAGAGGGCUCAAAUAUGAGAAUAAAGUUUCAGCUAAAGUCUAUGUUUAUGAUGGUUUAUAUAAGAUUCUUGAUUGCUGGUUUGAUGUGGGGAAGUCGGGUUUUGGGGUUUAUAAAUUUAGGCUGUCGAGAAUUGAGGGACAACCUGAGAUGGGUAGCUCGAUAAUGAGGUUUGCCGAGAAUCUUAGGACUAGGCCUUUGUCUGCUAGGCCAACGGGGUAUUUGACUCUUGACAUUUCCAUGAAAAAAGAGCGAGUUCCGGUUUUCCUUUAUAACGAUAUCGAUAGAGAUCAUGAUCCUAUGUAUUACGAUUAUCUUGUGAACACUGUGUUUCCUCUCAAUACAUUUGGUCAAGGGAGUAAUGGUACUGGAUGUGAGUGUGUUUCGGGGUGCACGGAAGGGUGUUUCUGUGCUAUGAAGAAUGGAGGUGAUUUUGCCUAUGAUCACAGUGGGAUUCUCUUGAGAGGCAAACCGGUGAUAUUUGAAUGUGGGAAUUUCUGUCGGUGCCCACCAACUUGUCAGAACCGUGUUGCACAGCAUGGGUUGAGAAAUAGGUUGGAAAUAUUUAGGUCAAGGGAAACGGGCUGGGGAGUGAGGUCCUUAGACUUGAUAGAGGCAGGUGCUUUUAUAUGUGAAUACACAGGGGUUGUUCUAACAAGGGACCAAGCUGAAGUUUUCAAGAUGAAUGGUGAUACUUUGAUUUACCCCAAUCGCUUUUCUGAACGAUGGGCAGAAUGGGGGGACUUGUCCAGGAUAUUUCCAGAAUAUGUGUGUGCAUCUUAUCCCUCAGUUCCGCCUUUGGAUUUUGCAAUGGAUGUCUCAAGGAUGAGGAAUGUUGCUUGUUAUAUUAGCCAUAGUUCCAGUCCAAACGUGCUGGUGCAGUGUGUGUUGUACGAUCACAACAACUUGAUGUUCCCUCACCUUAUGCUUUUUGCAAUGGAGAAUAUCCCUCCUUUGAGAGAGCUUAGCAUAGACUAUGGUGUAGCUGAUGAAUGGACUGGGAAGCUUUCUAUCUGUAACUAAAUAUCUAAGAGGAUUUCUGGAUUUUGAUGUGGUGUAGCGGGGCAGUGAGACAUGAUAUGCUGAGGUGGGGAUCAUACUAUGCAUCUAAAACUUUUUGUUGUAGCCGUGUUAUCAUUAUAGUAAGUUCAUUAUGUCUAUUAGCAGUUAACUCAAGUGAAUUUUUGCAGGUGCCAAUCAGAUCGAACAAUGCAUCCAAAACAGCUUUCUUUGAACAUUUUGUACCUCACCACUUUCUCUGAACGUUGUUUUAUGCCUCCCUGGAAUCAUGGUUUUACCUAUUUUCUUUGCGUUAGGUCCAUCCCUGUCUAUCGUUAUAACGUAGGGAAACCUCUGGUUUCUACUGCAAUAUGCCGCUGACAUCACUCUAUGAUCUUUUUCGACAAAAGUCACCGUAUGCUUUUGUAAGAAUGUACUAUGAACCCUAAACUUAAAUCUUCCUCUUUUACUUAUGUGUAUACAAGUGAAGGUUGAGAAAGGACGUGUUUGUACAGUAAUGUAUUUGAAGUUGAAAUCUCCAGUGUUUCGUUCGUUUGAAUCUUCUCAAUAUGGAUGAAUUCAAAGAGAACUACUUCUGUUUUCUACUUUACAUUAGGGUGUAAUCGAAUUGUCUGUUCUAACGUGAUCAUUUAUCUGUUACUAUU